CCGCGUUGAGGGACUUUGUGUAAGCGGUGGAUACAUCAACACUUAGCUAUCGUUACGUAAACAACAACACACGACAGGAGAACUAUUGUCCUGGACGUCAGUGUUAACUGGUUUAUGUUUUCCAGUAAACUGCGCAUUGAAAAGGCAAACAUGAGCCGCUCUAGUCGACCCGGCAGACACGGGACACCCGUGUUCACCAGGGCAACACGCCUCGGAACAUCCAAGCCUGACCUGGAGAGAGAUUCAGGCUUCUCAGAUGCUAGCUCUGAGUACCUCAGUACAGUCGAUCUGACCGACUCUGAAGAUGCAGGAAGGCCGGGGUCCAUAUUCGGCCAGGACCCAGCGGCUCCACAGGUGGCUCUGAUGGGAGGCUCAUACGCUGCACUGUCUCCAAUGAUCAUCAUGAACAACUUAGUCCUCAAUCAGCCAUCCAUGAUGGCUCCAGCAGAAAAGCAGUGGGGGUUUUCUUCACCCUUGGAAGUGAUGCCUCAAUCCCAGGUGGUUCUUCUCCAACCCAUGGUUUCUAAUGGCAGCAGCAGCUCUGCAAACACUUGCUCUGAAAAUAGCCGACAUUCAAAAGGCCACAUGCCUGUCGUCAAGUCAUACCCGAGAAUCGCCCCUCAUCCGAAAGACAUGCCCACUAAAAAGUCGGGAUCCUCCCGGAUGAGGGGACAUUCAACAUCCCAAAAUGACCAGCAACACAGGAGGCAUCGUCGCAGCCACAGGGCUUACAGCUCCCCCAGCCCACAGCUGCCACUGCAGACUCCUGUCAAACCCAUCGUCAACUCUGAAGCAGCAAACACUCCAACACAGGCAGCCGAGGGUCAGGAGCAUCUUACUGACAACUCUCUCUACCCACUGGCAGAAACCAGCUCUCUGCCCCCCUGUACAGAUGAGUUCAGGACAGAGAUGGACGACGACGGGAUCCAUGCUGACAAAUACCAGGACGACCUCUCAAUGGACAAUGACAAGCUGAAACGCUUCAGCAAUACCUACAAUAUUCUCGACAAGUCUGGUUUGCUGGGGAUCACCUUGCGCACAAAGCAGCUCAUGAAGGAAAACAAGCGCACCCAAGGCCAGCUGCAGCAACUUCAAGAGCAGACGGCUCUGCUGCUGGAGGCUCUGAGCAGCAGAGACCCACAGAUCUGGACUAAACUCCAGCUCUCUCUGCAGGACACAGAUAAGGAACAGUGGGGAGCUAAAGGUCAGAGGCUCCUGGCAUAAUGUAUUGGUGCAUGUGACCAGCGAUUCUCAAUCUGGGGGACACAACACAAUUUGCAGAAUGUGAAAAAGAUAGUUUCAAGAAAAGCUUUCUUUUUUGUGAAAUAGUCAACACAGCACCCAGCAUUUCAAUUAACCCAAAAAAGGGUUAAACUCAAUGCUUUAAUGCUUUUGACAGCAGGAUGUUAGUACAAAUUAUCUUAUAUCCGCAGAUAAUGGAGACAAUAACAUUGAGAUGGUAUAAUCUCUAAAUAUGAAGCUGUAGCACAUUAUCUCUUGCUAAGUGGGAGUUAGGUAGCAUGCUUACAUUUCAAACCUUUGCCUAUAAUAGUUUUUCUAGCCUCUGUUGUUUCAAAGAGCAGGUAUCGCUUGCAAUAGGGCUAGGCCUUCUAUACACCGAACUGCUGUCCGCACAAGCGCAUGCCUUACAGCAUGGGAGGGCAUGUGGGGUUAAUUCCUUAUACAUGCUUUGACUCUCUGAUCUGCAGAGAAAAUAUGAGCAUAAUGUUAACUUUAAGAUCGCAUAGAAAACCUGAUAUGGAUAAAUGCAUUUAGUUUUUCUUUUACUAAACGCAUCCCUAAUUGUGUAGAUCUAUCUACCUUUAACAUAUAGAUAGAUAGAAUCCUUUAAUAGUCCCACAGUGGGGAAAUUUGAGGGUUUUCAACAUUGUAUAGUAGAUGAAAUUGAAAAAGGACAUGUCUCCUUUGUCAGGAAGUAGAUCAGGGGGUUGGCUAAACCAGUACUUUUUUAAUGUAAAUUUGUAAAUAUACAUUUGGUAUCUAUACUAUUUAUUUUUAAAGGGGACCUAUUGUGCUCAUUUCCACCUCUGUUUUUUAUUGUGGUAUACCCUUACAAGAGUUUUGCAUGAUGCACAAUUCGAAAGCCCAUAUUUAUCUCAAAGUGCCAGUUAAACAGCCCCCCCGGUGGGCUUCUGUUUGAAACAGGACAUAUUAGUUCUGGACUUCUAAAAGCUUACUCUCUUCUGAUUGGUCACAGAUCAGGAAGCCCGCCAAGGAGUAGCACACCAAGCACUUGUGAACAACACCUCAUACAUUUACUGAUGGGGAGGUUCUAAAAGCAAACAGUAGAACUAGCUAGCUAAAAUUGCUAGAGAAAUUAUUCUUCCGUCGCCAAAUUAAGUUUAUUUGUGUUUUGGAGCUCAGUAAAUGUCUAUAAUUCUACUCAAGUAGAUUUUUUGGGGAGAGGGGCUGUGUUGUACUUGGAACCUUACAGGUGGAAUAGACAGUUGGAACCAAGCACUCAGUCACCUUAGCUUCUGUCUCACAGGUAUUACUUUUACAUAUUUUAUCCUCAUUAUUGCAAACUUAGACAAUGUGUAAUAUGGACAUCUGACAUUGCAACAUUAUGUACAUGACAGAAGAUAAGGGAAAAGCAUUAUUGGUCCCCAUUAAUACUUGUUUGCAUCCAUCGACUUUUUGAUGGUUUGGUUGCAGUGGCAGCUAGUUAACCCAGGCAAAUAAAUCUCUCCAGCACGUUGAGGGUCUGCCCCGGGGUCUCCUACCAGUUUGAAUGUUGAGGGUGUGAUAAAGUCAACAGAGCCGAUCUGUGGCUAUCGCACAUUGAAACUCCACUGGGGUUCAGAUCAGGCAGCCUGUCUCUCCCAGUCAUGUCACUCCAGGUUUCUCCAUUGUUGCCUAAUUGAGUUUUGAAGUUCCCUGAGUCAAACUAUAGAGUCUCCAAGUGGUGCCUUUCCUGAGAUCUCAUCCACAGACUUAAAGAAGCCUGGACACUUGGAACUUCUAUUAGUAGCAUAAGCACAAACAGUCAGAGGCUUCCUCUUUGCGACUUGCAGUAGCAUUCUCCAGGGAGAACUCCAUGACACUCACCCUGGGCAACUCUGUAAAAGGAUUUCAGUUUGGUUCCCGAGCCAGAGCUGUGGGUCGAGGUGAGCCCUGUCUAGUAUGUAGCUGGUCCCUUUCCACCUCCUGCAUCCACUCUGGUUCCUUCCCCACCAUUUUUGCUCUUUGAACUAGAAUGGAACUCGAUAGCAUGUAUGAAAUCAUAACCUCCUCGGCAGAGGUAGUGAUAUAAGGACAUGGUGUCAGGUUUGUCAGUCUUGCAAGCUCUUUUCUUCAAAAGACACCUCAAAGGUCCAGCGUGUUAUAAUUAAAGGGGUUAAAGGGAUCCAUUGGCAGAAAUUGAAUAUAAAAUAAUCCUAGUGAUGUUUUCACUAGUGUGUAAUCACCUAAAUUCUACAAAUUGUGGUUUUCUUUAACCUAGAAUACCAUUAGGUUCUCCUUCAUGCUUGGGAAGGGACGGUGAGGUGAGGCGUAUUUAGCUGCAACUUGCAACUUCACCUCUAUAUGCCAAUAAAUCGUACACACUGAACCUUUAGAAUGUUUGGGAGUGUACAAAUUUGCGAGAACUUAAAUUUGAAGUGCUGUAACCAUAUAGUUGUCUUGAUUUUGCAUAUGUUGCUGCCAGGCUUAUUCCAUCUGUAGUUUCAAGCUUGAUAGGAUGUAGUAUUAUAUUCAUUUCGUUUUUUAUAACAAACUCUUGCACUUUAGUUACAAGAUUACUGCUAACAUUUUUUGUCAAAUGUUAUGACAUUCUAUCUUGAUGAAAUAAUGUGAAUAGAAAUGUUUUAACUGGAGGCCUGUGCCUAUUAUAUGUCCCUAUGUUCGUCCAUCAUAUCAAUGCGUGAGCAGCUUAGAUUUCUGUAUUUCUUUGUAAGCUCCAUGUGACUGUUGAAUGUCUCCAAAGCAUUAAAAUUAUUCUUCGAAAGUGUUAAAUAAACUAUAACUCUAGGAGCACAAUAGAGUCAGAGUUGCAGUGUUAAGAUAAUCAUAAAGUCAUAAAUGGUUCAAUAAUAAAUGUUAAAUCAACUGUUGCAAUACUUACUCAUCAUACAUCUAAGAAAUAAUUAGUCUAGGUUUUCAAAGGGCGGGUAAGAGGGUUACAAUUUAUCUUGAAUGAUUUAGAGUUUUCCAUGUUAUUGUGAAAUGUGCUUUUCUUCAGCAAAUGUCACUUUAAUAAUAAUAAUGAACUGUCAUAAAAUAACAUCUGAAAAACCCUU
Molecule: messenger RNA, 4259 nt
Organism: Pleuronectes platessa (European plaice)
Lineage: Eukaryota; Metazoa; Chordata; Actinopteri; Pleuronectiformes; Pleuronectidae
Gene: cipca
Product: CLOCK-interacting pacemaker a
Exons: 4
Coding region: 115-1224 (369 amino acids)
Biological process (GO): negative regulation of DNA-templated transcription; negative regulation of circadian rhythm
Cellular component (GO): nucleus
Source: RefSeq, a predicted model, not a curated record